CCUUUAAUGUCACCGUCCUGGUGAGCGCCAUAAAAAAAAUAGAAAGGAUUCUUUUCCGCUUGCGGAUACUGUUCUGCUCGCUCGCGGAGUUUAAAUGCGCCCUCGCGGAGCAGCUUUCCGCGCGUGGUUAUCAUUAUGCGCGUUUGCAUAGCGCGUGCGCGCGCGGAUUCCAUGCGCGUGAGUUUUGGGUCCAUUUAAAUUCCAUAGUCUAACCCCUAGUUCACACUACACGCGUGAGCAGAGCGAGAGCAGCGCGUAUUUUUUUCGGCGUGCAUGUCAUCAAAUGAGUGCUUUCAUACCGGGAGCAGCGCUUGAGCAGCACUGAUGCGAUGGUUUCGGCGCCGAGUCUAUUUUUGCUGCGCAGCUCAAGCUCAGUUAAAGUGACAGCACACCUUAGAUAGACAAAUAUAAAUAGUUGCACAAUAAAAGUGCUCAGAAUGCACAGAAUAAGCAAGCCUGUUGUGUUUUUUUUUUUUGCAAGACUAGGAGUAUGUUAAAAAAAAACAUUUAUAUUUGAUGUACCCCUUCAUUUGUUUUUAAUUAUUCCGUUUGGGUGGAAGCAUGGUUUAUAAAAUCACGUCAGUUAACUAGCCAGAAAGCGGCUCUAGCAGUACCCAAUCAAACCUGAGUUUGUGGCCAGCUUUCCGAGGAGCUCGUUAUAAAAGGUGAUCGUGUCAUACCUCAUUCUUGUACCACAAUUGAGGUUGAGAAGCACAAAAUGCUUUAUGAUCCUUGCAGUAAAUACUACAAUGACAUAUCUUCAAAGGAAAAAGCCUGGGUUGAAAUAGCUUCUGCUAUUUGUGCAGAUGGUAAGACAAUUAUAUAAUGGUAAUCUGUUUUGUCUGAUGAAGGUUAACUACCAUUUUUUUUCUCACGUGUCAUUAAAAACAUUGUCUUGCUGAAAUAAUGUAUUUGUUGAUUAUAAAUGCUUUUUCCAGUGUUAAUGCCAUACACGAACCAGUGAUUUUAACAAAGAACAUUUUUAAAAUGUAAUCAAAAACACCAUACAAAACAUGCAUAUUUACUGAAACACUAGACAAAAGAACAGUAUUUACAAAGUUUUAAUUAACUUUCUUACAUUGGAGGGUUGGUUUAUGUGUAACAAUGCAUGAUACUAUUUUAUAAUUCCCUAAACCAUUUGGUCCUGCCAUGAAACCCUGCCUUCCGGGGAACAGAAAAAAUGUGCAGAACCUUUCUCGAACAUCAUACGCAUCUCUACUUCCUCUGUUUCCACCCAUGUUCCUGACCGGUGGAAUCGCGGUGCCUCUCUCGUCAGCCUCAUCUAGCCAUCUUUGGUUCUGUGAUGGAGUCAUAAGGUAAUUGUGCAAGAUGCAUGUUGCCAUGACCACUGAGUCUGCAUUUUCUGUCUUCACAUUUAAUCUGGUAUGAAGUACUCUCCAUCUUGAGGACAGAAUGCCAAAGGCACAUUCAACUACCAUCCUGGCAUGAGACAGCCUGUAGUUGAAAAUGCGCCUCCAUCUUGGAAUGUUGUUACCUGGAAAUGGUCGCAUAAUGUAGGUCUUCAGUGGGAAUGCUGCAUCUGCAACCAUGGCAUAUGGCAUGGGACCCUGAACACCAGAUCCUGGCAAAGGGUUAUCUGCUGGCACAGACAAAGAUUUUGCCUCCAUGCCUCUUCCAAGAGCUGAGUUUUGAUAAAUCCCACCAUCACUGGCUCUACCAAAGUCACCCACUUAGACGAAUGUAAAUUUGUAGACUGCAUCUACCAGUGCAAGCAGAACAAUGGAGAAUGUCUUCUUGUAAUUGAAGAACAAACUCCCUGAAUUAGCAGGUGACACUAUGUUGAUAUAUUUGCCAUCAAUGGCACCAAUGCAGUUGGGAAAGUUCCAUGUAGACCAAAACUUUGAUGCAAUGUCUCUCCACAUAUCCUCUGUUGGUUUUGGAAAUUGCGUUGCCAUCAUUUGCCUCUCUAUUGCCCUGCAAGUCAAAUGCACAGUCCCAGCAACUGUGCUUUUCCCAAGGCGAUAUUGGAGAGCAAGGCUGGAAAAGCUUUCCCCAGUUCCUAGGAAUCUAAGAAAAACAGACAAAAGUAAAUAGUUAGUACAAUGUGUUUAUCCCCACACAGCAAAUGACUGUAAAAGAAGGUGGAAGGUGCUAAGGGAUGCCUUUGCAAGGAGCAGAAAGCAGAAAAAUCUUCCUAGUGGCUCUGCUGGUGGAACCAGCCGAGAAUGGAAAUAUGAGCAAAUAAUGUCCUUUUUGCUUCCACAUAUGCAGUCCAGAAGCUCCAGACACACUCUGCAAUUUGCAGAUGUAGCUGUGGACAUGACUGUGGCACUAGAUGAUGUGGAUCCAGAACUAGCUGACCUUUCAAGGUCAAGUUCUCCACCUCAACAGAGAUCUGUAACCCCAACACCUUCUACAAAUUCACGAUCUGACACCUCCUCAGCCUAUCCCAGCAUGCAAGCUCUAAGUACUGAGAGUCAGACAACAAGACAGAAGAGGAGGAGGUCAAAUGAUACAAAUGCAACAGAGCAACAGCUAUUGGACAUUUUAACACAACCAACCACAACACCAUCACCGUAUAUUCCAAACGAGGGAGACGAAAUGUACUAUUUUGUGCUUAGCUUAGUACCAAAACUUAGAAGACUACUUCCACAGAACCAGACAAGGGCACAGGUUCAUAUAUUGACUUACCUGUCAGAACUAGAAGCAGAAGAACAAAACAUGCAACAAAGCCACACUACAACCCACCCAUUCACAAGCAGUCAGCAGCCACACAGUUAUGGAUUUCAUCAAUACCGCCCAACCUCCCCUCACCAUCAAAGCCACACUCAGCAGCUCCACACAGAUAUCUUUGACAAAGCAACACCUUCUUCUGCAAGAUCUGGCCAACAACAAGGUUCAUCUAUGGAAGACCCAUAGCCACUGGUCUAUCAUCAUUUACACUAAUUUUCUUUGUUCUCCGACAUUUAAUUUUGCAUCAUUACUUUAACAGUUUCACUACUGUGUUGUAAUGUCAUGAUUGUUAUUUAAUGUAGUAAUCUAAUUUCAUUAUUUGC
Molecule: messenger RNA, 3017 nt
Organism: Triplophysa rosa
Lineage: Eukaryota; Metazoa; Chordata; Actinopteri; Cypriniformes; Nemacheilidae
Exons: 2
Coding region: 2206-2880 (224 amino acids)
Molecular function (GO): DNA binding
Source: RefSeq, a predicted model, not a curated record